AUGAGUGACGAUGCUAAUCGUUUAGAAAACCUUGGAUAUAAACAAGAAUUAACUCGAAGUUUAACUCGUUUGACGAAUUAUGGAAUGACAUUAUCAGUUGUGAGUAUUACUUCGGGUGUGACAUCUUUGUUUGCAUAUGGAAUGAUGACUGGUGGUCCUAUGGUCAUGGUUUGGGGAUGGAUACUUGUGUCUUUAUUUACCAUUUGUGUUGGUCUUAGUAUGGCCGAAAUCUGUUCAGCUUAUCCAACUGCUGGUGGUCUUUACUUUUGGACUGCUAAUCUUGCUCCUCAACAAUAUCGAUCGAUGGUCAGUUGGUUUACUGGUUGGUUCAAUCUAAUGGGACAGUUGGCUGGAGUGACAUCUGUUGAUUUUGGUCUUGCAAUGCUUGUUGGAAGCGUUAUUUCUAUUGGCGUCGGCGAUUGGACACCACAACCAUGGCAUAUUGUCUUGAUUCAUUUGGGUCUCAUCGUUAGCCAUGGAAUAUGCAACUCUCUUGGUCGCCGUGUACUAUUGUGGAUCACGUAUAUUUCAACUUGGUGGCAAUCGCUUGCACCGGUCAUUGUAGCCAUUACCGUUCUGUUUGGCGGAAAGGGUGAAAAUCAUACGGCAAAAUUUGUCUUUUCAACAUUCGUUAACCGUACAGGAUGGACUAGUCUAUGUUGCAUUGAUUGGUCNUAUAUUUCAACUUGGUGGCAAUCGCUUGCACCGGUCAUUGUAGCCAUUACCGUUCUGUUUGGCGGAAAGGGUGAAAAUCAUACGGCAAAAUUUGUCUUUUCAACAUUCGUUAACCGUACAGGAUGGACCAGUUCGGUCUAUGUUGCAUUGAUUGGUCUUUUACAAGCUCAGUUCUGUUUAGCUGGUUAUGAUUCGGCUGCUCACAUGAGCGAAGAAACCAAAGGGGCGGAUGUUGCUGGUCCGUGGGGAAUGGUUGCUGCUCUAGUUGGAUCAUCGUUCUUAGGCUGGAUCUUCUUAGUUUCACUUCUUACAGGCGUGCACAAUUAUGAACUUACAGUCAAAAGUGAAACAGGAUUUGCAGUGACACAAAUUCUACUGGAUAACUUUGGUCGAGUAUGGACAUUAGUUCUAAUGUUCACUCUUUUAAUGGCCUGUUGGUUUUGUGGUCUUGUGACCGUUACAUCAAAUUCUCGUAUGAUCUAUGCGUUUAGUCGGGAUAAUGCCCUCCCAUGGAGUCAUUUUUGGCAAAAGGUACAUUCUCGAUUUUCGUGUCCACUGAACGGUGUUUGGCUCUCUUGCACAAUCGGCUUUAUUCUUGGUCUUCCAUAUUUGAUCAAUUCAACAGCAUAUUCCGCGGUGACUAGUCUUUGCACUAUAUGUCUGUACGUUGCCUAUGGCUUACCAAUACUUUGUAAACUUUUCUCUUCUAUACCAUUUCCUCAUGGUCCAUUUCAUCUUGGUCGAUUCUCAUCCUUUAUCAAUGUUAUCGCUCUCCUGUGGAUAUGUUUAAUAGUUGUUCUUUUCGUUUUACCAACGGAAUAUCCAGUGACGGCAAAGAACAUGAAUUAUGCCUCAGUCGGAUUUGGAUCCGUGUUGAUGAUCUCAUCGCUGGUGCAUAUAUUCUCGGCACGAUUUUGGUUCAAAGGUCCACGUACGAAUAUUGGCUCGACGACUGAACUAAAAUCUUCAACAAAUUCAGAAUGA
Adineta ricciae is the source of this 1659-nucleotide messenger RNA. NCBI's taxonomy places the organism in Eukaryota, Metazoa, Rotifera, Eurotatoria, Adinetida, Adinetidae. The record is from the annotation of a GenBank genome assembly.